AAGAGAACAGUACUGUAUAACUGUGGAAAGAAAGGCACUCUGCUUACCGUCUAUGCUCCUAUAUGAAGAUAACGUUUGUAGAUUACUGUUAUUUUCUUUUUUUAUGAAAAAGUGUAUAAAAUUCAGCAAUACGAUUUGGAAGAGUGAUCCUUAUUUUCCAAAGAAAUAGUUCUAUCAAAGAAGAAAUUCCACUUUCCAUUGAUAUGUUGUUUUAACUCGGCGUUUGCCAGUGGAGCUGUAGAAUUUUAGCUGUCAUUAAAAAUACCAAUGAGAUCAUUUGUGAUCCAUUUAAAAGGUUUGCUAUGUUAGCAAAUUACUAUUUCAGGAAACAUAUUUUUCUGCCCUUUCUUUAAGUUCUCACAUGACCAAGAGAAGUGUAGCCUCUGCCUACAUUCCUCCAAUGGACCUACAGCGGAGACAACAUCUAUUCAAAAUGUAGGCCUGUAACUCCAACACUCUCACUGCCACUCUUCUGCCCCCUGCAUGGUUUUUUAACAUCUUUCACUUGAUUAAGAGGUCAGCAAAGAGUUGAAGGCUUAUAUGAUGUGUUUUGUGCAAUUUUUGCUGGCCAAUAAAGAUAUAACUUUUUUGUGGAUUUUGGAUUUUUUUUAAAUUUCAGACAAAUUUCACUCUAUAACAAGAGUGAUUGUGUCAAGCCAUUGAAAGCAUUAUCAUCAAAUGUAAGGCUCCAGUACAUUUGUCUGUCCAUGCAAGAUAUUAUGAUUUUUGUGUGUGAUUUCAAAUAUUCUAGAUUAGGUAUCAGAAACCCAAGGCCCUCCAGAUAUUGUUGGCUGUCAAUUCACGUCAGCUUCAAUCAGCAUUGCCAAUGGUAAAGGAAGAUGAAAACUGUAGUCUAUAAACAUCUGAAGGACCAAAGCUUCACCAUAAUCAAUAAUACUGUUUAAACAAAGUUAACAAAGCAAAGUAAGGAAGCAAUCCUGUACAUAUCAAGGACUGAGUUGCAAGCACUGCUGAACUCGUGUCAUUUCACUAUAAUAAAUCAUGCUUACUCUUUUGACAGGUGUUCCUCCUUUCUCUCUCUCUCAGCUUUUAAAAAAGGUCAUUUGAAGGUUUCUUCUUUACAGUGCAGAAUUUGCAAUAAAUUAUUCCUGUAUUCCAGGUACCAUUUGGUGGCUGAUAUGUAAAGGAAAAUGGCGAAAGUUGACACCUAUCACUCCUGCCCAGCUGUCCAUAAGCUGUCUGUGACAACUAUUGACAAUGAACCUGAUGUGCUUGAAAAUGGAUUUAUCAGGACCCACUCACUGUGUGAAGAAGACAUAUCUUCAGAAUUGCAGACGGUCAUUUCCAUGGAGACCGGUGGACUGCCUGGAUCUCGAAGGAGCUCAUUCACAGGCAGUGGAGCAAUGGCUAGAUUAUCAUGGUUUGUGUUAUCACUGAGAUCAUGGGCAAGGAGGCGGAUGCACCAUGAAGACCAAAGGCCAGAUUCUUUUCUUGAACGUAUCCGAGGGCCAGAACUCAAAGAUUUUUCAAGCAGAGACAGCAUCCCACAGCUGAACUAUGAAGAAGCAGAUGGGUUGAAAAAUCAAUGGGCUCUGGCCAGAUUUAACAUCAACUACUCCAACAACACCAAUGAAGAAAAGAAGGAAGAAAAGAAAGAGGUUAAGGAGGAGAAAAAGGAGGAGGAAAAGAAAGAGGAGAAAAAAGAGGAUAAAAAGGAGGAAAAGAAAGAGGAGAAAAAAGAUGACAAAAAGGAUGAUAAAAAGAAGGAAGAAGAGAAAAAGAAAGAGAUCUUUGUGAUGGAUCCCUCCAGCAACCUGUAUUACAGGUGGUUAACCAUUAUUGCAACACCAGUAUUCUAUAACUGGUGCUUGUUAGUUUGCAGAGCCUGUUUUGAUGAACUCCAAAUGGAAAACCUUACACUCUGGCUGGUUUUGGAUUACUCUUCUGAUGUCAUCUACAUCAUUGAUACAUUUGUCAGAUUUAGGACAGGUUUCCUUGAACAAGGAUUGCUAGUUCGUGAUGAAAAGAAACUAAGACUAAACUACCAAAGCACUACACAGUUCAAGCUGGAUCUAAUCUCCCUUCUUCCUACUGACUUGGGAUAUUUAAAAUUUGGAUUGAACUAUCCUGAGUUGAGAUUUAACCGGUUGCUGAGGCUUGCCAGAUUGUUUGAAUUCUUUGACCGUACAGAAACAAGAACGAACUACCCAAAUAUGUUUCGUAUUGGAAACCUUGUCUUAUACAUUCUGAUCAUUAUCCACUGGAAUGCGUGUAUAUUUUUUGCCAUUUCAAAACAAAUUGGAUUUGGAACUGAUACUUGGGUUUAUCCCAAUAUAACACAUCCUGAAUAUGGGCGCCUAGCCAGAAAGUAUAUUUACAGUUUGUAUUGGUCAACAUUAACAUUGACCACCAUUGGAGAAACCCCACCUCCAGUGAAAGAUAUUGAGUAUCUAUUUGUGGUCAUGGACUUUCUGGUGGGUGUGCUUAUCUUUGCUACCAUUGUCGGUAAUGUGGGCUCCAUGAUUUCGAACAUGAAUGCCUCCAGGGCAGAGUUCCAGGCCAAAGUGGAUUCUAUCAAACAGUACUUGCAUUUCCGAAAAGUCACAAAAGACUUGGAAGAAAGAGUUAUUAAAUGGUUUGAUUAUCUGUGGACCAAUAAGAAAACAGUGGAGGAGAAAGAAGUUCUAAAGUACCUUCCUGAUAAAUUGAAGGCUGAGAUUGCCAUUAACGUCCACUUGGACACACUAAGGAAAGUCCGUAUCUUCCAAGAUUGUGAAGCCGGGCUGCUUAUUGAGCUGGUAUUGAAACUAAGACCUACUGUCUUCAGUCCUGGAGACUAUAUCUGCAAAAAAGGGGAUAUAGGAAGAGAAAUGUAUAUUAUUAAAGAAGGGAAACUGGCGGUUGUAGCUGAUGAUGGUGUGACACAGUUUGUGGUCCUAAGUGAUGGAAGUUACUUUGGAGAAAUCAGCAUCUUAAACAUCAAAGGCAGCAAAUCUGGUAAUAGGAGGACAGCCAACAUCAAGAGCAUAGGUUAUUCUGAUCUGUUUUGUUUGUCCAAAGAUGAUCUAAUGGAAGCUCUCACAGAGUACCCUGAGGCCAAAAAAGCUCUGGAAGAAAAAGGACGUCAAAUUUUGAUGAAAGAUAAUUUAAUUGAUGAGGAAGCAGCAAAAGCUGGAGCUGACCCCAAAGACUUGGAAGAAAAAAUAGAGAAACUUGAAUCCGCUUUGGACAUCCUGCAGACCAGGUUUGCUAGACUCUUAGCAGAAUAUACUGCAGCUCAGUCCAAAGUCAAGCAGAGACUUGUAAAAGUGGAGACCAAAGUGAAGAAAUUUGGAAGUGGUAACUUAUCAGGCGACGAAGAGAAACCUGCAGAAGAGAAAAAAGACUGAGCUGCAUUUUGAUCUUCAUUCAGCACAGAGUAUGGCACCAUGAAAAAGGAAUACACAUGCAAAUAUGUAAACAUUGUUAUUUUUAUAUGGACCCAAAACAAUGAGUUUGUAGAGUUUUUAACGAAAGCGGUUGUCUUGUACAUAGGAGAUUAUUACCUUUUAUGAUAUUGUUAGAAAUAGAUCUUUAGUUCUUCAUUUUCUUUUAUUCUUUUUGUAUUGAUUAUUGGUUUCUUAUGAGCAAUGAGCAGACCCCCCUGUUUGCAACUUGUGCAAGUCUGAAAAAAAAUUAUAUUUUUUCACGGUGUGUUUGGUGUGGAAGAGAAUCUUGUGAUACCGAAGAAUGAAUGGACAGAUGAAACAGAUGCAUACAUACAUACAUACGUACAUUUUAUAAUUUGCACUUUUUAUAAACUGAUAAUUAUGGAAGCUUCUCAACAAUUAUAAUCUGUCCACUUCCACAGUCAUUUCUAGAAGCUACAUCUUUAGUAGCUGCAGACUGUUGCACUGUGAAUGAACUAUUUUUUUUACGUAUUUAUAUUAUUGCAAUCCUCUGAAAGGAAUACCACAGUGAUGAUAUACCACAUUUUUGCCCCUGAAAGACUUACAAAUAUACAUACUUUGAACAGCAGGGCUGCUACAGAAGCUCCCUCACUAAGUUUUGGUCAGAUCAACCUUUUCUUCCUGGACUGAGCUCAAAAGAAACUGAUAUGAGUUUGUAGCAGCAUUUGGGUAGAAGCAGUGCUGACUGGUGGGUAAGAAGGACAUUAUUACUUUGCCUCAUCUUUCUCUCUGGAACACUGUUUCAACUGUUUAAAAAUCAUAUUUUUUUUGUCACAAACACAAGGCAUUGAAUUACAUUGUAGUUAUAUAAAAUGAUGCUUGAAAAAUAAAAAAGAGGAAGACAGCUGGCCUCAAAAUACAGUGGGUGCUUGGGAUCUGCUGGGGUUUGGUUCCAGGACAC
Messenger RNA from Sceloporus undulatus (fence lizard), 4311 nucleotides. RefSeq names its product cyclic nucleotide gated channel subunit alpha 3 (gene CNGA3). Gene Ontology annotation, cellular component: plasma membrane; intracellular cyclic nucleotide activated cation channel complex. NCBI's taxonomy places the organism in Eukaryota, Metazoa, Chordata, Lepidosauria, Squamata, Phrynosomatidae. The coding region runs from base 1152 to 3350 and encodes 732 amino acids. Gene Ontology annotation, molecular function: intracellularly cGMP-activated cation channel activity; voltage-gated potassium channel activity; cGMP binding. The record is from RefSeq and is a predicted model, not a curated record. The transcript is spliced from 8 exons. Gene Ontology annotation, biological process: monoatomic cation transmembrane transport; potassium ion transport.